AUGUGGGCACAGCCAACCACCCGAGCCUUUGUGCGGCUGCCCCAGCUGACGCCGGGCUGGGCGCCCAUCACAACUUCCUCACCUUCGCGACCCAGUCAGCCUAGCCAGUGCAGCGCUACAAAUCGGCUCCGCGCUUCAACCGGUGUAGCGCUUGGGAUCACGGUUCACUGCCGUUGUGCCUACCGUUCCAGCGCAAAGCAAGCCCGGCACGCUCACUCGAGCCCCAAUCUGUCUCCACUGCCGACGCCUGCUGACUCCUGGGCUCUUGUCACCGGUGCUGCAACAGGGCUGGGCCAAAAACUGGCGGCGGCCUGCGCAGAGGCGGGCUUCGGCCUCAUAUUGACGGAUGAGGAGUCGGCCCUGCACAGCCUGGAUCCUGCGAAGAUCGCAGGAAACGGCACAGUUUCUUCGGACCGCAUCCUGAAGGUGCCAAGUAGUCUCGCGGAUCCUUCCGAAGGCGCGGCAUAUCUCUACGACAAGAUCAAGGACUUGGACGUUUGCAUGCUGAUGGUCUGCUCCGAUCGAUAUUCCUACACUGGCUCAUUUCUCAGCCAGAGCGUGGAAAAGUUGGACAGGAUGUUGGCUCAGAAUGUUGGCGCAACUGCUGCCCUGUGCCGGCUGUUCGCGAAUGAUAUGGUCCAGGCGAAGCGUGGUCGCAUCCUUUUGGUAGGGGCACCAGCAGGCGCUACACCCGGGAUUGCUGGAGCCUGUGCCUUCGCUGGUUCCAUGGCCUUUGUCCGCUCUUUAGCCGAUGGACUCAGCAAGGAGCUUGCAGAUGUCGGCGUUGGGAUUUCCUGCCUGGAGAGUUCGACACUGGGCCGUGAUGGGUCGCUGACAGAUGCUUUGGCAUCCACGUGCGUGGGCUUCUUGAUCGAUGGUGAACAGGCAGCGCUGCCUGCUGCACCAACUCUAGAUGCAGCUGUCACCGCGUCAUCCAGGGAUGAGGUUGAAAUUGAGGAUGCCUGGAGCGAGGAAUACAUGAGGCUAGCUGACGCGGAGAAUUUUCGUUUGUUGCCCUAUGCGGCUGAGAUAGAUCGCCUCCAGCAUGCGCCGCUAUCGGAGAUCUCCAAUGCGUUGCUUACGGGUUUGGCCUGUUCAAUUUAUGUUUUUACCCGGUCGCCUGGAGUCUCGGAGGGCACCAUCCGAGUUCUCGCAGCGGCUGCCUCUUCGAUUAACGCCCUUUUCUUUCUGGACUUCCUGGCUCAUUGGUACAGUCGCGGCCUGCGCUGGCAGUACCUCUUCAACCCAUACAUGCUGAUCGAUCUCCUGUGUGUUCUGCCCUUUUUGGCACGGCCCUGGGUCCCAUCGAUCAAUUCCAUGGAGCUGAACUUUUUGAAGCUCAUACGAGUUCUCCGAAUCUACCGCUUCUUUCGGCCGAAGGCCUUCAACAGCUUUCUGCGGAUCCUGGUCGGCCCGGACCAGGCAGAGCCAUACGAAGAUGCUCUCCGCGGUGUAAAGCCUUACCAGUUGCAGAUCUUCCGCACUUUCGGUGUGGUGUUCACGCUGAUCUUCAUCACAGCAGGGCUGUGUUACGAGGCCGAGCACAUGGUGAACCCACAGUUUGCCGACAUCUUCUCAUCUUUUUACUUCAGUGUCAUCGCGCUCUCAACCGUCGGUUUUGGAGACAUUGAACCCAUGACGGCAGGCGGUCGCCUUGUCAUCACCGUGGCGAUCAUCGUGGGCCUUUGCCUCAUUCCAUCGGAGGCGUCGCUCGUUGCCAAUGCUAUCUCAGAGGAGCAGCGGAAGCUUGAUGAACAGGAGGCGGAGCUGGCCUUGGCCGAGGCAGAAAGAACACGUGCGCAGCUGGCUUGGGAUGCGGCGCGCAUUGCUGAGCUAGAGGAAACAGAGCGGGAGGAGAGGGCACGUGUCCUGGAGCUGGAGGCGUUUGUCGGCCAACGCGAAGACGGCAAGCCAAAGUCUGAGGCUGCCAUGGAUGAAAUUCAAUCUUAA
Molecule: messenger RNA, 1950 nt
Organism: Symbiodinium pilosum
Lineage: Eukaryota; Dinophyceae; Suessiales; Symbiodiniaceae
Source: the annotation of a GenBank genome assembly